Molecule: messenger RNA, 1461 nt
Organism: Malassezia sympodialis ATCC 42132
Lineage: Eukaryota; Fungi; Basidiomycota; Malasseziomycetes; Malasseziales; Malasseziaceae
Exons: 1
Coding region: 1-1461 (486 amino acids)
Molecular function (GO): iron-sulfur cluster binding
Source: RefSeq, a predicted model, not a curated record
AUGCGCGCAGGGCUUUCGAUGUGGCCGCGCCGGGUGUGGUCCGCACGUCUUGUGCGUCCCUCGAGGCUGUGUGCAUCACGAGCUUACUCGGCGCCGCUAGCGCAGCGCCCGUACGACCCAUCGCCGGCGUUCGAUGCGCGUGGCAAGAUCCCGGUGGCGCCAUACGACCCAUCGCCCCUGCCCGGCACGGCGCCCGAAUACAAGGCACACCUUGUGCUGCAUCCUGUGCAAUACCGGCGGCCCGAUACGACGUGGCCUUCGCACAUCGAGUCGGUGUGCCCACUCGUGUCCGAGCUGAGCAGCCGCGCGCGCCCGGGUGGCUCCCUCGCCGGCUAUGGCAUCAGCUUCUCGGCCGGCGAUGGUGACUUGCCCGAGGCGCAGCCCCCCUGGGACGCGCACCGCGACAAGGCGAUGCGUGCACCGCCGAACCAGGCUGCCGAAGACGAGCUGUUCUGGCUGUACGCGUACAGGCCUUCCGGCCAAUUCGUAUCGUGGCCGACGCCCAUCUCGCUGCGCACGCUCCCAAGUGGCGAGGCAAUGCGCGCGCAGCUGGAGACACUAUGGGAAAAUGCCCAAGAAACCACAGAGGCGCACAUCUAUGUGUGCACGCACGGCAUGCGCGACUGCCGCUGCGGCGUCGUCGGCACCGAGCUGAUCGACGCACUGCGCACUCAGCUGGAUCAGUAUGCGGAGCGGUGUGCUAGUCAGGGCCAAGCGCCGACCAAGCGUGUGCGCGUGCUGCCGAUCAGCCAUGUGGGUGGGCACAAGUGGGCCGCCAACGCGCUCGUAUACCCCCAUGGCGACUGGUAUGGGAACCUGCGCACGACCGAUGCUCCGUACGUAACUGGAACUCACACCAGCCUGCUUCUACGAGCGGCUCUUGCGCCAGCGUCGUCCCGGCACGAUAUUCAUGACCUGCGCGAGCGCCUCGUGGUGUGGCCGCGUUGGCGCGGUCGCCUCGGCAUGAACGCGCUGCAGCAGCAGGCGCAUAGGGACGCAUGGGGCCCACCGGUCGUAUUCCCAGCGCACUUGGCACCGCUCCCGCGGGAAGAGGCGGCGCCAAAAAGCGAGGAUGUGGUCACGCUCCGCUUCCGCUCGCACGACGGCCAGUGGUUCGAUGUGGAAGGCCAGAUAGGCGAGACGCUCAUGAGCGUCGCCAAGCGCCACGACCUGCCGGGCAUUGAAGCGACGUGCGGUGGCGAACUCGAGUGUGCUACAUGCCAUGCCUACCUAUGUGACGCCAACGCCGACCCGCUCGCGCAGGGCCAGGUGGACACGGCCCUCGCGGAUGCCGAGGCCAUCUUGGACGGAGACGCGCAUGUGUCUGACGAGGAGGACGAUAUGCUCGAGUAUGCACUGCGCCGAAAACACUCAAGCCGCCUCACGUGCCAGGUGCGCGUCACCCCCGGCAUGGCCGCGUGGAUGAAGCGCGGUGGACGUAUUGAGCUGCCACAGCAUUAG